Nematolebias whitei (Rio pearlfish) is the source of this 7260-nucleotide messenger RNA. RefSeq names its product phospholipase C, epsilon 1 (gene plce1). The record is from RefSeq and is a predicted model, not a curated record. Gene Ontology annotation, biological process: lipid metabolic process; small GTPase-mediated signal transduction; phosphatidylinositol-mediated signaling. NCBI's taxonomy places the organism in Eukaryota, Metazoa, Chordata, Actinopteri, Cyprinodontiformes, Rivulidae. The transcript has 45 exons. The coding region runs from base 124 to 7260 and encodes 2378 amino acids. Gene Ontology annotation, molecular function: guanyl-nucleotide exchange factor activity; phosphatidylinositol-4,5-bisphosphate phospholipase C activity.
ACACAGGGACUCACGCAUGUUCUUGUAAGCUGCAACCGUACUACCAAGGAAAUUCCUCAGACCUCCAGGGUCAACUCGCUGCAGAAAGACAAGGGACCAAGGAGGACGCCACAAAGAAACGUGAUGGCCACCGAAGGAAAUCAGACUAAAGCUGAGCACAUGGUGUUAGCAAAUAACACUUCACCUCCAUCCUAUGGGAGCAGACCUAACAGAGAAGCUAAACAUGCAAAUAAUGGUCCAGAAGCAUGGCGAAGCUCUGACCACCUGUGGCUAUCAAAGCAGCGGAGCAGCCCUUCCCUUCUCUUCUACAGAAAGCUUUCAUGUGACAGUGUGGAGGGGACGUUUAUGGCUGAAGAACACGUAGACUUUAAAUACAGCGCUGAAGUUCUGAACGAAAAAGAAAAACUUUUUGCUGAGCGGUCGACCGUGAAGAAUAUUGGAGGAGAAACUCCAGAACUUAAAGAACGUUCCGAGGGAUCUUUAUGGAAACUGGAAAACGUUGGAGACUUUGUGGAUUCAAAAGAGAACAAAACUGGCAGCACUCACUGCUCCUGUGGCCUGUCAAGCUCUUCCACAUGCACAAACGCUUACUCUUGCCACAGUUCCAUGUCCAGUCCAAGUCCCAGCUCCAGUCCCACUCAGUGUCGUCACCUCAACUCUGGUUCUUCUUGCACCAACAAGAGACACAUCCGCCGCGGCAGUUUGCCUGUGUCUAUGCUGGCUUUCCACAAGAUAUCUCACAUCUCCUCUCAGGGCAGUCCCUGGAGCGAGCCAAGCUCAUUGGUGUCAUCUCCCAGUGGUUCCCCUCUUCUCAGCCACCGGCACCAAAAUGGACACGUAUCCCGGCACUGCCUCAAAGAUGGAUAUUCAAGUUUAGGGAGGUUCAACAAAAGGCAGCGGGUUAACAAGUGCAACUUGGAGAAACUAUUCCUUCGACCCGCGUCUCUAGAAAUCCUGACGACAAACAUGGGAUCAUCCUCGGAAGGGUCCAGGCAUUGCAUCAGUGGUGGGAGCAGCAGCAGCAGUGAUGAGGAGGGAGGAGAGAUGCUGUUGGAUACUUCAGAGUUCGUCAGGGACCGUAAAGAACGUUCUACUGUCCUGGUGAGACGAUUCUUCAAGAACAAUCAAAAGGUGACCAAGUCGGUGUGUACUGGAACCAGAGCCAUUGUCAGAACUCUGCCAUCGGGUCGAAUCUCUGAGGAUGUCUGCACGGUCGUUGUUGAAAACAGGUUCUGGCAUCCCAGCAAGGAGGAUAUGUGGCCAAUUUUAGUGCGCGGAGAAGAAUUUAGAGGCCGCAGAGAGAUGCUUCGCUUCAGUGGAGUGAGUCUGCAUCAGGUUACCAGCUGUGUGCAGGACAGAGAAGAAGUCAGUCUAAUUCACCCCGCGAAAAAGCUCCUGUUGUCCUGGCCUGGAUGUGUUCGUCUCAGGGAGUCUUUUUGUCCAUUCCACGUCGCCCUCAGCACCAGCCCAGCCAGACCUGACUUGAAACACUGUCCUAAUCCCUUGUCUUGUCAUCCUUCUUAUCCACCCAGGUUGUAUCGUGCUUGUGAUCAGAGGACAUCAUUGAGUUCUCUGUUGACUGGAGCACUACUAGAGGCCACAGUUGUACUUGGAUCCCGCUCUGCUCUACCUUGUCCUUUACUCCAGAGCCCAAACAGCCACGCUGUGCUAAAAGAGCGUCAGCUGGCGAACAGUAUGACCAGCAGCAACUCUCUUUCUCCCAGUGUCAGUGGGAUCAGCAAGGAGCUGGCGGAACUGCGACACCUCAUUCAGUUCCCAGAGGAGAUCGCCUGUAUCCUUACUGAGCAAGAGCAGCAGCUUUACCAGCAGGUCUUUCCCUUGGACUACCUCUGUUUCCUCACUCGAGACUUGGGCAGUCCCGAGUGUCAAACGAAGCGCCACCCAAACCUCAAGUCCUCGCUGUCGGUGCCUGCCAUGCCCACUCAGAGCGCUCAGCGGCGUAAUGCUGUAGAGGACCUGGUGGCUCGGUUUAACGAGGUGAGUUCCUGGGUGACAUGGCUGGUCCUGACAGCAGGGUCCAUGGAGGAGAAGCGAGAUGUCUUCUCAAAUCUCGUCCACGUUGCUAAAUGCUGCUGGAACAUGGGAAACUACAAUGGCAUCAUGGAGUUCCUGGCUGGAUUAAGGUCCCGUAAGGUGCUGAAGAUGUGGCAGUUCAUGGACCAGUCAGACAUUGAGACCAUGAGAAGUUUAAAGGAUGCCAUGGCCCAGCACGAAUCGUCUUCCGAGUACAAGAAGGUUGUGACCAGAGCACUCAAUAUCCCAGGAUGCAAGGUGGUGCCAUUCUGUGGGGUUUUUCUUAAAGAGCUCAGUGAUGUAUUGGAUGGCACUGCAAGCAUCAUCAGCCUAAAACAACCUCCAGACCAUGGCGAUGACUCAAUAGAGUUCGUCUCUGACUACAAUGGCCAGCACAAUUUCAUGUCGCGAGCUGGUCCAGAUGGGCUGCACAUCCCAGAGAAGGAAGCUACUGUCAGUAACAUCCUGCAAAUUAUCAGAUCUUGUAAUCGUAGUUUGGAGUCUGAAGAUCCAGAUGAAGCGUCCACCAGUCCCUCUUCUACUUGUUCGUCCUUUGCAUUCAGAUGCAACUCCUUAAGGGACCGCUGCCGCAAUCAUUCCCAUUCAUUUAGGACAACGCCAGAACCAGACCAUAUUUUAUUCACAGCUGGGGAUUUGUCCGACUCAGACGGUGACUUGUCGACUGAACCAGCUGUGAAAGACGUGGAGUUUCAGGGUACGGAGGAGACGCACCGAGCUUUCAGUCACGGCACAGAACUCAUACCAUGGUAUGUUUUGUCGCUACAACCAGAUGUUCAUCAGUUUCUGCUGCAAGGGGCCACAGUCAUUCAUUAUGAGCAGGACAGCCACCUCACGGCUCGGUGUCUGCUGCGACUACUGCCCGAUAACAUAACACUCACCUGGGGUAAGCCUCAAAGUGGAGGGGGUUCAUCAUCAGAGCAUCCACUGGGAUUAGGACAGAGUGUAGUGGCGGGUCUAGCAGAAGGCCUGUUGGACCUUGGAGUGGUGAAGGCAGUAUUUCUUGGUCAUCAGGGUGUGGAUGUGCAUGCUGUAUGUUUGCAAAACAAGCUGAGCCAAUUGACAGUGGAGGACAAUGGUCUGACACUCCUCUAUGGACUGAGUACCACCGACAACAGACUUCUGCACUUUGUGGCCCCCAAUCACACGGCACAGACGCUCUAUAAGGGCCUUUCAGAGUUGGUGAAUUCAACCAGGAAGCUGAAGAAGUUUCCAGACCAAAGGCUGCAAUGGCUGAGGAGGCAGUACAUCAGCUUGUAUCAGGAGGACGGCAGGUACGAAGGUCCUACAUUAGCUCAGGCCAUUGAGCUGUUUGGUGGGCGGAGGUGGAACAUGGGUACAGGGACUGCAGAGAAACCCAGUACCCAGAAAAACAGCCCCCUGAGCAUCAACGAUAAGUCCAAGAAGAAGAAGAAAGCCCUCGUUAGGGGGGACAGUGGAGAUGCUACUGAUGAUGAGAUGGUUUCCAGGAAAACUCGGAGCUGUAAGGAAGGUUUACUUCGAAAUGGUCCAGAGUCUGACAGCGUCGACCAAGAUGAUCCAGAUGACAACUUCCCUGGACCGUUCUCUCUCUCAUCCAAUAAGAACGCAGGCUUAUUAGCAUCAUCUUCUUCAGCAUCCUCUACCUCCAGUAUGACGGGAUCCAACCACUCUCGCCCACAAUCAUCUCCAGUCCUUUCAGGAUCCUCCAAGUCACAGCCAGCCGCGUGGAGCAGCAGAUCGUGGCACGGCCGAGGUAAAGGCUGCUUCAGAGGCUUCCAGAAUCUCAUGAUUUCUGACAGCACCAUGAGCUUCAUUGAGUUCGUUGAGCUUUUCAAGUCAUUCAGCAUCCGAAGCAGGAAGGACCUGAAAGAAAUAUUUGACACCUUCGCUGUACCCUGCAGUCGCUCAGGCCCAGAAUCAUCCCCUCUUUACACCAACCUCAGGAUAGAUGAUAAAGACACAGGACUACAGCCAGAUCUUGACCUACUAACCCGUAAUGGCUCCGACCUCGGCCUGUUUAUACGGACGAGGCAGCAGAUGUCUGACAACCAGAAGCAGAUCUCAGAUGCAAUUGCAGCAGCCAGCAUCGUGACCAAUGGCACAGGGGUAGAGAACGCAUCUCUAGGUGUCCUGGGAUUGGCUAUCCCUCAGCUCAACGACUUUUUAGUCAAUUGUCAGAGAGAGCACCUCAGUUUCGAUGAGAUCCUCAGCAUUAUACAGAAAUUUGAACCCUCGUCCACAAUGAGACAAAUGGGCUGGAUGUCAUUUGAGGGUUUUGCCAGGUUCCUAAUGGACAAGGAUAACUUUGCCUCUCGUAAUGAAGAAUCUCAAAUGAAUCCAGACGAGCUGCAGUACCCUCUGUCAUACUACUACGUUGAGUCUUCUCACAACACCUAUCUGACCGGGCACCAGCUCAAAGGAGAGUCCUCUGUUGAGCUUUACAGUCAUGUUCUGCUUCAGGGCUGUAGGAGUGUUGAGUUGGACUGCUGGGAUGGAGAUGACGGCAUGCCAGUUAUUUACCAUGGGCAUACACUCACCACUAAGAUCCCCUUUAAGGAUGUGGUGGAAGCAAUUAACCGGUCUGCAUUUGUCCAUUCUGACAUGCCAGUCAUAUUAUCCAUAGAGAACCACUGCUCUCUUCCACAGCAGCGGAAGAUGGCUGAAAUCUUCAAGACGGUGUGCGGGGAGCGCCUGGUGACACGCUUCCUUUUUGAAAGCGACUUCAGCGAUGACCCUCACCUGCCGUCGCCUCUACAGCUGCGUGGGAAGAUCCUCCUCAAAAACAAGAAACUCAAAGCUCAUCAAGCACCGGUGGACAUCCUUAAACAGAAGGCUCACCAACUGGCCCACAUGCAUGCACAGGCAUGCAACGGAGGAGUUACUUCACCAAACAACCAUACAAAUGAGGAGGAGGAGGAAGAAGAGGAUGAAUAUGACUAUGACUAUGAGUCUCUGUCAGAUGCUGAUGUCCUCACAGCCUCCACUGCCUCAUAUGGCCUUGAAGAUAACAUCCUGGAUGAUAAGCCUGAUGUCAAAGGUCCAGCAGACAAAGAAGAACAGCCUACUGAUGAAAUACCUAAAAGAAUGAAGAAGGCUGACAAUAUGAUGCAGAGUAAAGGAAAGGUGUUUGACAUGGAGCUCGGCGAGGAGUUUUACCUUCCUCAGAACAAGAAGGAGAGCCGGCAGAUUGCUCAGGAGCUCUCUGACCUCGUCAUUUACUGCCAGGCUGUAAAGUUCCCUGGCUUGUCUACAUUGUCUCCAACUGGCUCUAGUAGAGGAAAGGAUCGAGGAAAGAGCAGAAAGUCUAUAUUUGGCACAGCUCCAUCUCGCUGCACCACAACGGGGGAGCUGAUGGCUCAGAGCCGAGCUCCAGGGAAAGGUGGCUCCGAGCGCCUCAGCUGGGAGGAACAACAAACAUCCCCUGUUCUCAACGCCCCCACAUCACUCAGCGCCAUCAUCCGCACGCCAAAGUGCUACCACAUCUCCUCCGUCAACGAGAACGCUGCUAAACGCUUGUGCCGGCGCUACUCUCAAAAACUGAUCCAGCACACGGUGUGCCAGCUGCUCCGAACUUACCCAGCAGCCACCAGGAUCGACUCAACCAAUCCCAACCCGCUGCUGUUCUGGCUGCAUGGAAUCCAGCUGGUGGCCCUCAACUAUCAGACUGAUGAUCUGCCUAUGCAGCUGAACACAGCAUUGUUUGAGGCCAACGGGGGCUGUGGCUAUGUGCUGAAGCCUGCAGUGCUUUGGGACCGUAGCUGUCCACUUUACCAGCAGUUCUGUCCGAAUGAAAGAGAUCUGGAGAAAAUGAGUCCUGCUGUGUAUUCUCUCACUAUUGUUUCUGGUCAGAACGUUUGUCCGGCCAGCAGCUCCGGCAGUCCUUGCAUCGAGGUAGAUGUUCUGGGUAUGCCGGCCGACAGCUGUCACUUUCGUACCAAACCCAUCCACCGCAACACCCUCAACCCCAUGUGGAGCGAGCGCUUUCAGUUCACUGUGCAUUUCGAAGAGAUGUGUUUCCUGCGAUUUGCUGUAGUGGAGAACAACAGCUCCCAGAUCACUGCUCAGAGAACUCUGCUUCUGAAGGCCCUCAAACCAGGUUACAGACAUGUUCAGUUGAGGACGCAGCACAAUGAACCUCUUGAAGUGUCCAGCUUGUUCAUCUAUAGCCACAGAAAAGAGGAAGGUCCUGCAGGGGGCGCAACUCCUUCAUCUUUGCUUUUCAGCUCAGAGGAGAAACAUGCUUCUCAGCAACACAGAGUGACAGUCCAUGGAGCUCCUGGUCCUGAGCCCUUCAGGGUUUUCUCCGUUACAGAGCAGACCACUGCCAAACAGCUGCUGGACAUGGUUGUGGUGUCAGCAGGAAACCCAUCAGAUUACUAUUUGUGUGAGGAGAAGGUCCCCUUGUUGAAGGAGCGCAGCGACGUAAAGCGCUGUGCUCACCAUCGACCGUUAGCGCCUGAAGAAGAGGUGGUCAGGCUCGUGUGCAGCUGGGACACCGAGGAGGGAUAUGUGGGGAAGAUCUUCCUCAAAACAAGAGACGAGAACUUCAAUGAGAAAAUCACAGUCCUGGAGAGGGAGGAGGAGACGACUGUGGGAGGGAAAGAUGGAGGAGGAGGAGAGGAUGAUAUGUUCUUUGUCCAGGUCCAUGAAGUCUCACCAGAACAGCCUCACACGGUGAUCAAGGCCCCGCGGUACAGCACUGCUCAGGACAUCAUACAGCAGACCCUUUCUAAGGCGAAGUAUUCCUUCAGUAUCCUGACCAAUCCCAACCCAUGUGACUACAUGCUGGUGGAGGAAGUUACCCGGGAUGCCGGGUCUAAGAAGUCCUUCACCACCAAGACCCUUCAGCGGGCGCUGCUGGACCACGAGUGUGUUUACCAAGCUCAGAACCGCUGGCGGGGCGUGGGAAAGUUCAUUCUUAAAUUCAAAGAGCAGGUGGUGCGAGAGGACAAAAAGAAAGUAAUUUCCUUUGCCAGCGAGUUAAAAAAGCUGACGAGCCGCAGCCGCAGCAUGACCACUGGCGCCGGCGUGGACGGCCCGGCUCAGAGGUGUCUGUCUGCAGCUGCAAGUCUGAAGGUGUGGGUGGCAGAGGGCAGGGUGGGGGCUGGAAGGUUCCUCCAGGCCUCCUCCUUUAACCUCCUCCAACCCGUCCAUCUUCCCACCUGCUCUCUGACCCUCCGAGCCUGGAAGCUUCACCUCCUCAGGAACUGGAAGAUCCACAAAUGA